AUGUCUACCAAACAAAUCAAUAACGAUAAUAGUUUUUGGUACGAACCUUUCAUUGACAAUGGAAUUAUUCCCGAUUUCAUUUUACGAGCAGCAAUUCGUCAUAUUCUUCGCGGAAGAGCAUAUGAACUUGAAGGUAAUGAAUUUACGGAAAAGCAUAUCAAUAAAAUGCUUUAUAUAGAGAAACUUAAGGAGAGACCGAUCGCUGAAGAGCAGGACGCUGCUAAUAAACAGCAUUAUGAGGUUUCGACUGGAUUUAUGAAACUGUCUCUUGGAAAACGCAUGAAAUAUUCUUGUGCUCUUUUUCCCACAGGCAAAGAGACGCUCGACCAGGCUGAAGAUUUAAUGCUCGAAUCUUAUUGUGAAAAAGCUCAAGUUAAAGACGGAAUGAAGAUUCUUGAUCUAGGUUGUGGCUGGGGAAGUUUAUGCUUAUAUAUUUGUGAGAAAUAUCCAAAUGCCAAAGUGACUGCACUUUCGAAUUCAUACACACAACGAAAGCAUAUUCAAAGUCUCGCAGAUGAGCGAGGAUACAAGAACUUGACUGUAACUACUGCCGAUGUAAAAGAAUUUGACUUCGAAGAAGAAUCAAGAUUUGAUCGCAUAAUUUCAAUCGAAAUGUUUGAACACAUGAAGAAUUACGAACAUCUAUUGCAUAAAAUAUCGACUUGGUUGACGUCGAAUGGACUUUUAUUUCUGCAUACGUUUGCUCAUAAAUCUCAACCAUAUGAUUUUGUAGAGGAUGAUAGCUGGAUGACGCGAUAUUUCUUUACGGGCGGAACCAUGCCCUCGUCCGAUUUAUUUCUCCAUUUUCAAAAUGAUCUGACAUUAGUGAAUAAAUGGCUCGUCAAUGGGAAACAUUACGCAAAAACGAGCGAAGAAUGGCUAAAAUUAGUAGAUAAAAACAAAAAAGACGGAUUUCCGUAUCUCGUGGAAACUUAUGGACGGGAAAAUGCAGAAGCUUGGUUUAAUCGUUGGCGUACAUUCUAUAUUUCUGUCGCAGAAUUUUUCGGAAUGAAUGAUGCAGGAACUAUUCUAGGCCACAAAGGAAUCGGCAUUGUCGAAGAAGUCGAUAAGGUUAAACCUGGUGAACGUGUCGUAAUCUCUUGUUUUGUUGUGCCCAUUGGAUUAUUGGUAAUCUCGUUUGCGAAAGAUCGUGGAGUGAACCAUAUGUUGCGUCUUGCAAUCGCUUGCCGAGACGAUAAACUUCAUCGAAGAGAAAGACGUCAUCGGAAAGAUCAAGUCGCAUGUGCCUAG
This is a messenger RNA of Ambispora gerdemannii, 1251 nucleotides long. NCBI's taxonomy places the organism in Eukaryota, Fungi, Glomeromycota, Glomeromycetes, Archaeosporales, Ambisporaceae. The record is from the annotation of a GenBank genome assembly.